This is a messenger RNA of Spirometra erinaceieuropaei, 501 nucleotides long. The record is from the annotation of a GenBank genome assembly. NCBI's taxonomy places the organism in Eukaryota, Metazoa, Platyhelminthes, Cestoda, Diphyllobothriidea, Diphyllobothriidae.
AUGAUCCGAGUCCUCCUCCAAGACUACCACGCGAGACUUCGCAAGUACCGUCAAAGGAUUGACCAAGAAAAGACCACAUUCUGUGAGUUCAUGGGUGAGAUCGGUACAAAUCUGCUCCUGCAGAGGAUAGCUGAACAAGCCCGCGAACAGAGAAUGAUACGCGACGCAGCACUGGAGAACAAAUUCCGAAAUCUGCCCAAUCCAACGUCGUCCAGAAACGACAAACUGGUGCACAACCUGUCGUCAGAGGAGCUGACGAAGGAUCAUAUGCAGGUUUUACGGCACGAAGCUUCAUUUAACACGGCUGAUGCCAAGCCUGUUAACGUGAUUGCAGUAGUGGAAUCAAUCCUUUGUCAGACGGAGGCAACGGAGGAGAUUAAGAGCCUCAUCCGACACCAAGUGAUGUCUCUCCUAAUGUCCCACAGGCCGCGGGAAGUGCUUUCCAAGGUCGAGCGUGAUGCGCUUAGAGCACUCAAGUUCGACAAAGACCUGGUCAUCUAG